AUGUGGCUCUUGCGGGUCUGCUCGUCGGCCUUCUUCCUCGCCGUCACCGUCUCAUCCAUCCCACUGGCCUUCGAUGUGGGCGGAAAGACAUGUGGCCUGGCCUUCUCGCUCUCCCUGGCCAGCUUCCACUUUCUCUUCUCCCUGCUAAAGCUCACCACCCCCGAGCGCUCGUGGUUCCGCUCCUCCUUGAUCGUCGUCAUCCGCUCAACGCAAUGGAUCCUGGUUCCGAUUCUUCUGAUUUGGUCUCUGAAUCGAUUUUCAGUCGAUGCGGACAGCUCGGGUGGCUGGGUGGAGCGCACGUUUCGUGGGAACCGCGCGCAGUUUUCUUCCCUGCAGGAAUGGCUCUUCGGGCGCGAUGGCUUGAUCGAGACCGUGACGCUGGGUAACUGGGACAGACUUCUGCGCUGGUCCACCCCCGUCUUCCAGCUGGCGGAAGGGUUCUGCAGUCUACUGGUCAUCCAGGCUGCCGGGCAGAUUACCCGGUGGCUCGUGAAUCGAGGCGGACGGAGCGACAGCUGGAUGAUUGGUCUGCUAGUUCUCUCUGCAACGAUUAUUUCCAGCUCUGUCUACUUCCUGUGGCGCGUUUUGCAAUUCCCCGAAAUCUCCAACGUCGACGCCGCCUUGAUCGGAGUUUCAAUCACAUGCGCCGUCAUCCUGUGCGCCUGGGGGAUAGGCAGUGGGCGCGGAAAUCCGGUAGAAAGCUCUCUACUCUUCGCCUACAUCGUUCUCUGCAUCUAUCAGAUCUUCACGGACUACCAACCAUCCCACCCGGUGGAUCAGAUCCCGUCGCCGUCGCAGGCGGGAGACUUUCCCCCACUUCCGCCCAUUUUCAUGGCGUCGUACACCACGCUCAUGCACGCGCUGUCUCUGCUGCCGUCGAUCAUCCACGCGGCGGCCAACGUGAUCACAGCCGUCUUCAGCGCCGUGACGCCAUCCGUUUUGAUUUCGCUCGCGUACCGACUUUUUGUAUUGUACGCAUCGACGCGCAUCAUCCCUGCGGUCCGCGAAUCUGGCGCCCGCGCUCUAUCUCAGGAGGCCUCGAUUGACGAUGACGAUGCGGCGGGUCAGAUGCUGGGCUUCCUGAGCUAUUUCUCACCGACCAUCCUUAUCGCUGUGUACACCAGCCUCCUGAUGCAACAUUUCUCGUCGGCUUCUCAGGCCAUGGGUGGCAGCGGUGAAUGGUGGAGUAGUCAAGGCGGUGGUGGGGGGAAUCUGUGGCGCUGGAUCAAUCUGCCUUGCACGAUGGCUCUUUAUGCAGUUGAGCUGUGGCUCGGGGAGCACAAUGAUCUCGACAACGGCCUGGCAGGCCACUGGAAGACCGACUGA
Messenger RNA from Penicillium lagena, 1326 nucleotides. RefSeq names its product ICE2 family protein. The transcript has 2 exons. Gene Ontology annotation, cellular component: cortical endoplasmic reticulum; perinuclear endoplasmic reticulum; endoplasmic reticulum membrane. The record is from RefSeq and is a predicted model, not a curated record. Gene Ontology annotation, biological process: septin ring assembly; endoplasmic reticulum inheritance. Lineage: Eukaryota; Fungi; Ascomycota; Eurotiomycetes; Eurotiales; Aspergillaceae. Bases 1 to 1326 code for a protein of 441 amino acids.